Messenger RNA from Saccostrea cuccullata (small rock oyster), 1532 nucleotides. RefSeq lists its product as uncharacterized. The record is from RefSeq and is a predicted model, not a curated record. The coding region runs from base 17 to 1339 and encodes 440 amino acids. Lineage: Eukaryota; Metazoa; Mollusca; Bivalvia; Ostreida; Ostreidae. The transcript has 3 exons.
CAGUGCAGUAACAACAAUGAAGGUCUCUGCCGAAGUAAUACUCACCCUGGUCUGUGCUGGUUUCCUAGUGGAAUCAAGAGAGGUUCCACUGGAAAGAUUUAAUGGAAGGAUAAGAGAAAAACGAGCUUUAGAGGUAGCAGGCCUAGAGAAUAAUGGUGAAAAUCCAACGUAUGAAACAGCUACCACAGCAACAACAGGACAAAUUAUUUCUGACCCAACACCCAGCGAAACUGUUGUCAAUCCUCCACCGGAAGUUGCUGCCACAUCUCUAUCAGAAACUACAGUAGACGUCUCUUGGGUAAAUCCUGCUGAAAUCGCAACUGAAGCUCCAGUGACUGAUUUAACCAUCGAAACUCCAGUCGAUCCGAAAGACAAUGCUCAGUCAGUUGUGGAUCCUCCGUCUCAAGUGCCUUCCACCUCUUUAUCUGAACUAACACAAACCCCGGAAGUUAAUCCAGUCGAUGUGACAUCUGAAGCACCAGUUGCUGAUCCUUCGACGGAAGCUCCAAAUAAUGAAGUGAGCAAUGUUCAGUCAGUGGUGGAUGUGAGCAAUGUUCAAUCAGUGGUGGACGUGAGCAAUGUUCAGUCAGUGGUGGACUCACCAGUUGAAAUAACUGCCACUUCCCUUUCAGAACCGACAGUAAAAGCAACGGAAGCAAAUCCCAUUGAAACAACAACACAAGCCCAAGUUUCUGAAACUACUGUGGCACCCGGCAACCCAACAGAUAAUGUUCAGGUCGAUGCAACAGCUACUUUAAAGACAGAGACCGUGAAUCCAACAACAGAGGUAGUAGAGCAACUGGCAAAUACUGCUACAGAAGCUCCAUUAAAUACUACAUCAAAUUCAGUUGUUAAUUCUCUUGGCGAUCCCUUGACUACUUCUCCAGAAGGCAAAGAUAAUCAAACAACAUUGGCUGAAGUUACUCAGGCUGUAGUGACUGUUUCGGCAGGCUCUGUCGAUGCAAAACCCCCUGCACUUAAAUCUGGAAAAAUGACAAAGAAACAGAGAGCCGCCAUCAGAAAAGCAAAGAAGGCAGCCAAAAAAGCCAAGAAAGAAAGGAACAAUGCAGCUAAAAAGGUUAAGACCGCAGAAGGCAAGCUACGGAAAGCCCAUAGAAAGGCAAAGGCCGAUGCACGAAAAGCAGCUCGACAAGCAGCAAAAAAAUUAAGAGAGGAAAAAAGAAAGGAAAGAAAAGCAAAACUAGCAAAGAAAUUAGCACAACGAAAAUCCAAACGGGAAGCCAGAAAAGCAAAGAAAGAAGCCAAAAGACGAGCAAAGCGAAAGGCUAGGAAAGCUAAAAGAGCCCUGCGCCGAGUGAGAAGGUUUAGAAGAAAUUAAAUAUAUACUCAUAAACCAUAUAUUACAGUAGAAUAGAUUAAAACGGUGUUGUGUAUAUAUAUUAUCUAUAUACAGCUGUACACUGUAUAUAGAUAUGAACUGUUCCUUCUCUGUACAUACGCUAGUAUUUAUUUCUUUAACGUUGUGGUUGUAUACUUUAUUGUUUUUCAUACAUAUUAAACUCUUGAAAUUC